This is a messenger RNA of Podarcis raffonei (Aeolian wall lizard), 5513 nucleotides long. It is a transcript of the gene FAM186A, whose product is annotated as family with sequence similarity 186 member A. NCBI's taxonomy places the organism in Eukaryota, Metazoa, Chordata, Lepidosauria, Squamata, Lacertidae. The transcript has 8 exons. The coding region runs from base 288 to 5444 and encodes 1718 amino acids. The record is from RefSeq and is a predicted model, not a curated record.
CAUUCUGGGACUUGUAUAUAAAGCAUGCAUGAGCACAUAGAACAACAAGUUUCUGUUCCGCGAGGCUUCUUUUUAUGCGAAUGAGCACCUGAUGACAUCAUGGAUUAGAAGCCAUAGAAUGGCAACUAUGACAUCAACUACACAAACAGAACCCGUUCAUCCCCUAGGGAUGAGUUUCCCCAACAGCAAGGGGGUGUAAUUAAACCGUUUGAAGAAUAAGCCUACCACACAAGUGAACAACUUGACCCUGUAUAAAAAGCUGAUUUGCCUUACUCUGUGCUGCAGCCAUGGAUUUCCCAAAGGUGGUUGGACUUGCAUGGGAAAAGUCCCGCAUGGGUCCCGAAUCUUCAUCAUCUUCAGGAAACUCAGGAAAUGAAAGCGAUAAUGAUUACGAACGCAAUCAGGCUGGUCGCAAUGUUGCAACCUACAAAAACGAAGCCGCUAUUUCUACCAUCGAUGAAGUCCCCCCCGCUGUGCAGAAUGUGUUGGAUAAAAUUGAGCUGGCCCAGCUGGAAAGAGCAAAGAAGGAUGUUUCUAAGAAGCUGUUUCGCAUUCUGGACAAUGUGAAUCGGGCCUAUGAACACUACAAAAAGGAUGACGGGCUCGAUCCUGAGAUUGAAAGGGACUACUACCAUUCACAAACCUGGGAAGAGACGAGCCGCCGGGCUCAUUUUUUGGAUGGAAUUGAUGACGUGCUAGAUGAGAGCGUCUUCAAAAUACAGGAAUUAAAGGCAGUGCUGGAGGCGCUAAAAUUCUGGCAUGAAAUGCUGAAAGCGGUUGAACGAGAAGAAAAAGUCCUUGCCACUAAUGACAUAAUUGAAGAGAUGGAGGAGAAAAUCCAGAAUUUUAUCAGUGCAAUGGACUCAAAGAUUCAGCAUCUAAUCAAACUAUUCCGCCCACUUUUAGAAGGCAAAGCUAAGCAGAGACGGAAGUCAGGUCACAGAAAUGCCAUGUUUAAAACAUGGAGAGACAAAGUGGCCGAUGCGCCCCAGGAAGGGGAGCCUAUUACAGCAGAGCGGAUGUUGGACGAUGACCCUCUUACAUUCAGCCGCACUAAUGAGCUCAACAACAUGAUGCAAGAAAUGGUAGAUUCUCCGACUUUUUUGAAAAUAGAGCAUCCAGCAGUCAAGUACAUUGUAACCAUGGUGGCUAACCUAGCUAAGGCCUACAGCCUUCUAGGGAAGCAGUAUCGCAGCCUUAAAAUCAAGUGUGAAACCGAGAGCGCCUUGGAAAGCAAGAAGCCAGACCCACACGUUGCAACUCUGCAAAGGGAGCUGCGAACGGCCCUAGAGAGGAAAACAGCAAUGGAAAUUCAAGUCCACACCGUUGAAGAGAUGUGCAAGACACUCAUGAUUACUAACGAAGCAUUGCACAGGGAGCUGCAGGAGGCAAAUGAGAGAGCAAUGGUGGCACGCCAAGCCCCCCUCAGACCUGCUGUAAGUAGGAAUCCUGAGAAACUUCCCACAGGGAGUAUGAAAGAUAUGAAGGAAGUCAAGAGUGAGAAAGAAAUCAAGGAUGAGAAAGAAAUCAAGGAUGAGAAAGAAAUCAAGGGUGAGAAAGAAAUGAAAGAUGAGAGAUAUAUGAAGCUCCACACUGAGCUCGCAGGAAUGAGAAGUGUGAAAGCUGAAGAAAAGGGCACUUAUGAGGAGAGUACAAAACUCCACACUGAACUUGCAGAAAGUAGAAGUGUGAAAGUUGAAGAAAAGGGCACUUAUGAGAAGAGUACAAAACUCCACACUGAGCUUGCAGAAAUGAUAAGUGUGAAAGUUGAAGAAGGGGGCACAUUUGAUGAGUCACCCAGGCAGCAGAAACCCACGGUUGAAACCAUUGACCCUGACCAGCUGCAAGAAACACCUUCCGAUGCAGAAGUACCUCUGACGUUUCUUUCAGUAAGAGCUCGGGACAGCAAAACUGGACUGUCACGACUGACAGUUGUAGGCCCGACGUCCUCAGACCUGUCACAGGCAUCCUCUGAGCUAUCACAGAUAUCGUCCGACGAAACGGGAGACACAGAAGCUGCUGGAAAAGAAACAGCAACAGCAGCACCUAGCAAAUUUGCAGGAAAGAAACGGGGGUCAAGGACAGCUGCCUGGAAAAAAAUACAAACAGCCCUUUUGAAAACGCCGUCACCACAAAAAUUGGCUGGCAAAAGCCACCAAGAACCUGAAGGGGAGCAAGCUCCCCAACAGCCAGCUGAAAGCCCUCCCCCUAAGCCCAUUCUCAAACGGGUCACCAAGGAGAGUGUCGGUGAAGCGGAAGUCGAAGAAUCAUCUCAAGAGCCAGCAGAAGGACUCCCAAGCCCCCCAACAAAGCGCAAGUUCUCCAUUAAAAAGACGGCAGGGCAAUUGGUCAAGGCUGUCAAAGAGAGGAAGGUGGUCAAGUUUGACGACGAUGAGCCGACUCAAGAGCCUGAGACAGCUCCAGGUGUCCAGAAGGAGGAGGGCGCAGAGGUCCCAGGGGAAAGCUCAUCACCACAAGCAGGAGAAGCCGAGGAAUCAAGCCAUGAGACAGUAGGCAGGCCCAAAGGGAAGAAGCGCCCCAGCAGAAGCGGCCCAGCAGGUGUGCCACAGCCAAAGUGGGCAGAGAAGACAGGAGAUGUCAUCCGUGGUUUAGGCAAAAAGCUGCAAGAGCUUGCUAGCGAUAGAGGUGGUGUGUUAGAUGCAGAGGCUCUCAAAAGCAUUUUUGAGGAAUUGGGCGCAACCUAUCAAGACACAGUGCAGGAAGAGAAGCCCGAAAGUCGUGGCGAUGUUCCAGGAGAAGUGCCUGAAGGCCGUGUCAGUGGUCCAGCAGAGGAGGCUGGAGGCAGCCCCGUAGACCAGGAGGAUGCACUAUUCACUGUAGAAAUCCCCACGUUGCCUUCUGCAUUUGUGCAGAAAAGGCAAAGAUACUCAAUUGUUGAGGAACUCCCUGGACAGGAUACAAGCUCUGGGCUGCAAGAAUUUCAGGAGGUCAUCCUUGCUUGCUUAGAUGAGAAGAUAGAGAAGUUAAAGAGGAGUCUCUCAGGCAGCUGGAAGCCGUCAGCAAAAUCCCAGCUCACACAUACACUAAGCAAAGAGAUCUCCGAGGCAAUAGACAGAAAACUGGAUGAAUGCAUCCUGAUGAAGCAGAAAGUAUCUGCUGGACGGAAGAAACAGAAGUUUGCAAGGAGCACAGAGGGCACAGAGGUUGAGUUGGAAGAGGAAGAUGGGAAGGGAAUCAAACUUCCAUCUUUGUCCUUUAGCAGUCCUGUGGUGUCCCAGGAGUCUUCAAGUAGCUCUUUCAGCUCUGGGACGGAAUGGGAUCAAGAAAUGACAACAGGACAGGCCUCGCCCUUCAAGUCCCAGCGACAUCAAAGAAAGAAGAAGGAGGAAGAAGAAGAAAAAGAAGAAGAAAAAGAAAAAGAAAAAGAAGAGCAGAAAGAAGAAGAGUUGUGGAGAGACGAGAAGGAGCCCCAGUUGCAAGUGGAGGAAGAAGACUUGACCAAGGUUUCACAUCCCAUGGAAGGAGAACAACCUCCAGAACGUCAGCCUGAUGAAGCAGAUGUGCAAGCCAAGGUCUCGUGGCAGGAAUUGGAAAAGGAAUUGGCAAAACAAUCUUCUGCAGAAAAACUUAAGCAUGCCCAGAAAGGAAAAGGGCCAUGGCGCAAAGAGAGCAAGUCAGAUUUGGAAAGUGAUAGCUCACGGGAGCUCAGCAGAGAAAAGCAGCUUUGGUACUUGCAAAUCCAGGAGCAGCUGCAGGAGGAGAAGCAGCGGCUGCAUGAAGAACAGGCCCGGCUGCAGGAGGAACGCCACAGGCUGCAAGAGGAACAAGAAUACCAGCUGCAUUGGCAGGAGAUGUGCGAGGGGCAGCGGCAGCAGUGGGAGCGGGAGAAGGAGCAGCAGAAGGAGCAGGAGCGCAUGUGGCAGGCGCAGGCCGAGCACUGGCAGCUCCUGCAGCAGCAGAACGAGGAGCAGGAGCAAUUCUGGGCCAGGCAGCGGGAGCAGCAGAAGGAGCAGCAGGACCUGUUGCAGAAGGCGGUUGAGCAGCUGCAGCUGGAGAAAAGGGAGCUGCUGGCGCUGCGAGGGAAGCAAGCAGAGGAGCAGUGGCGCUGGAGCCAGCUGAAGGAGCGGCACGAGAAGCAGCAGCUCCUCUGGCAAGAGGAGGACAUGGAGCAGGAGAGGAAGAGGAGCCAGUGGCAGGAGCAGCUGCAGCUGCAGGAGCAGCGGAUGGAGGCCCUGCGGCAAGAGCAGCAGGAGCGGGAGGAGGAGAACUUGCGGUGGCUGCAGGAGCAGAAGGAGAAGCAGGAGGAGAUGGAGCGCCUUUGGGAGAUGCGCUGGGAGCAGCAGUUGCUCCGCUGGCGCCAUCAGAUGCAGAUGCAGAGGCUGCAAGUCCAGAAAGUGAAGAUGAAGCAGCAGCAGAUGCAGAAAGAAGAAAAGGCCUUGCUUCCCAAGCUGAAAGUGGUGGAAGGUGCAAUUCUGGAUCAAUUUUCCAAGCGAUAUAAGAUUGCUUCCCCCCGCAAAGAAAGGCGAUAUGCUUCUCCUAGCCCCCUGCUAAGCCCCGUGCCGAGUUCACAGUUUGACGAGGAUACCUAUGAGCUGGAAUCCACUUGGUUCCCCAGGCUGUUCACCAAAGCGGAGGAGUUUGCUGCACCCGGCACCACAGAGAAGCGCUACUGGAUAAACGUGGAAGCUCAGAGGAGAAACCUGGAGGUGUUGGGGGAAGCUGUCCGGAAGGCUGGCAUCUCCCCAGAACUCUACACCCUCACCAAAGGGAUAAUCAAGCAAGCAUUGCACAGCAAUGUGGAAAGGCUGGCUUUGCUCUUCCGGAAAUACAUCGCCUUCCGCCAUCUCCAGCAGGUCAGAGAAACCUUACUUAUGCGGUUGGAGGUUGCCAAAGAAGCCAAGGACGGUGUUAGAAUGCAGGUUUUGUACAAGAUGGUAGACAAGCUAGAUGCUCAUCAGAAAAGAGUUAUGGGGCACUGGACUGUUAAACAGAUGAUGGCAGAGAAGCAGCGUCGGCGCUGCCUUCAAAGGAUGAUUGCCUUGUUUGCUCAGCUCCGCUUGAGCGCAAAACUCCAGCUUACCAACCCAUGCCCCUUGUUGAUCAAAGCAGGAGAUAGAACCAAGAGGGAAAGCAUACACGUGCCCAACAUUGGACCUGUCUUCCUGAAGCCCAGAACCCACCCAAGCCCCUUGGUUUGUGCAAAGAAACAACAAGAUUUAACAUUUUCAGCUACAAUCAGGGAGCAAAGCGGUGAACAGAUAGAAUCAUUGUGGAAGACGGAUAUCACGGAAUUUAGUAUCCCACUUGGACCCAAAGAGCCUGUCUCUCUGAUGUGGUCUGAGGCAUGCGGCUUUCCGGAUAUCCCUAGACUUUUGGAACUAGACAUUUCCUCCAUUAGGAAGCAACCCUUACAGAAGAUCAAGACUCGGAUUCAGAACAUUCCCAGGUGGAAGUUAUCUGGAUAUAAUUUUAUGCAUUUGUAAUUUAGAUAGUAAUUCAUUCAGAGUGUCAGUGUGUAAUUUAAUCCAAUAUGUAAUAUAUCUAUAACACAG